AUGUCACAUGUGCUUCCCUGUUCUGCAGUCGAUCAAUCUAUUAUGAGCACGUUAAAAAUGCUUGUUCUGCUGAGCUGCUGGACUUUUACAGGAGUUAUGGCAAAGGAUCCAUCAGAGACCCACUAUCGACUGGAAAACAGCUCAGUGUGUCUCCAUGUCACAGGACCACCACCAAAUGAAGAUGGUUAUUGGACAUUUAAAAACAGAUUUUUGAUUAGUCAUACAAAAAUCAAUCCAAAAUAUAAAGAGAAAGCUGUUUUUCUCGAACUUAACCUAACUUUGUGCAUAGAAAACCUGACUGAAUCAGACACUGGCAGCUAUAAGGUUACAUACUUUGAUUCCGAAUCAAUGUCCAGAUCAGAGACAAGCCACGUCAUUGUUCAAGGAAUGGUUCCCACACCUGCCAUGACUGUGAACACACUGCAUCACUCCAACGUAUCUUCGGGAUUCUGUAACUUUACAGUUAACUGCUCCAUCCAGGAUUACUGGCUGUCAUCUGUCUGUGACGGUGACGGCUGCAGGCAAUUCCAGAAAUCUUUUCAGAGGCUCAACAUCACAAUCUUCUCUGACAACGGAAAUGUUGUCUGCAGUGGCAACAACCAUGUGAGCACAAGUAAUGUCUCCAAAAGUCUACCAACAAUGUGUUCUAAUAAAUAUACACAUGAUGAUGAUGAUGAAGAGGAGCAAAUGCUAAAUCCCUUAGUACCUUCAAUCAUUGUUUUGGCUGUCUUCACACUGGGCGGUGCAUGUUUUGCCCUCGUCAAGAAAUACAUCUUAAAAGAAAACAGUGAUAAUGAGGCAACAACAGCUGCUGCUCAGUUAGUGGAAAAUGGGCCGUUGGAGACGCAGCCACAAUCUGAGCCCAGAGUGUCCACUUCUUCCAGUGAAGCUGAGCCUUCGUAUGAGAAUGUGGAUGUCAGUCAGCUCAGGAGCAGUGGCCCGAGGCAGGAGCAGGACAACUGGGAGAGUCAGGGAGUAGAUACCAUCUAUAAUGUGCCAAGACCAGUGGCGUCCGGUCUCAAGAGAGACAGCAGAACCAAUAGUGCAGGACUCAAAAACAUGCAAGAGCAAGACCCUUUAAUUUUAGACUCUGUUACCACAAAUGAGCUGCAGAGCCCAACAGACACUGAGACAAUUUACAGCUUGCUGCAGAAGACUUAAAGGGGACCUGUUAUGGCAUUUAAUGUAUAUUUUAAACAGGCCUUGAAUGUCUUA
Molecule: messenger RNA, 1215 nt
Organism: Cololabis saira (Pacific saury)
Lineage: Eukaryota; Metazoa; Chordata; Actinopteri; Beloniformes; Belonidae
Exons: 5
Coding region: 1-1161 (386 amino acids)
Source: RefSeq, a predicted model, not a curated record